Molecule: messenger RNA, 1497 nt
Organism: Exaiptasia diaphana
Lineage: Eukaryota; Metazoa; Cnidaria; Anthozoa; Actiniaria; Aiptasiidae
Product: kinesin-like protein KIF14
Exons: 18
Biological process (GO): microtubule-based movement
Molecular function (GO): microtubule motor activity; ATP binding; microtubule binding
Source: RefSeq, a predicted model, not a curated record
ACUGGCUCAGGAAAAUCCUACAGUAUUAUGGGUCAAGGCAAAGAUGUUGGGGUUCUUCCAAGAUUCUGUGAGGAACUCUUURAAAGAAUCAAAAUAUGGCCAGAGGACAAAUUUACUGUUGAAAUUAGCUACUUUGAGAUCUAUAAUGAAAAAAUUCAUGACCUCUUGGUAUCCACAAAGGGUAAAGAUAAAGAGUCCAAGAAACAGCUGAGAGUCCGUGAGCACCCUGUCAUGGGACCCUUUGUACAAGACCUAUCUACAAAUGAUAGUGCUUCUGUUAUUUUGUUCUUAACAUUACACAAAUAUGCGCAAAGAGCGCGAACGAUAGUGAACCGAGCUGUAAUCAACGAAGAUCCAAACGCGAAAAUCAUCCGAGAACUGAGAGCCGAAAUUGAUCGCCUCCAUCAAAUGCAUGCUACCAAUUCACCAGAGGACAAUAGAAAUGCCUUGACAGAAAUCCAGCUUCUUCGAGAAAAACUAAUGGAAUCGCAACGACUCCUGGUCGAGUCCACAAGGAACUGGCAAGAGAAGUUUGCGUUAUCUGAACGAAGGAAACUUGAGGAAGCAGAAAAUCUUAAGAAAGCCGGCAUUAGCUUCAAAGUGGACAACAAGCUUCCAAACCUUGUCAACCUCAACGAAGAUCCUCAGUUGUCUGAAAUGUUGCUGUACAUUCUCAAACCAGGAACAACAACAGUUGGUCACCAAGACAACCAAGACAUUCAACUUAAUGGUGCCCUGGUGGCAGAAUCACAUUGUAUGAUCAAGAAUACAGGACUACAAGUCCAAGUUACGCCUUUAGCGGAUGCACCAACGUACAUUAAUGGCCAACAGAUAUUGGAAGAAUCAGAACUUCAUCAUGGUGAUCGACUGGUCAUUGGUGGAGAUCACUUUUUCAGACUUAAUCAUCCAAUUGAAAGUAAGAGAAGAAAAGAGCAAAUUCGCGCCGGUCAAACUACUGAAGUUGGAUCAAACGACAUCGCCGCCGUUAAGGACUUCGAGUUUGCAAGAAAUGAACUUGCUCAAGUGCAGAACGACAGACUUCAAGCUGAACUAGAAGAAGCAAGGGAAGAGGCGAGGGAAGAGGCCAGGCUGCAAGCUCAACAGGAAAUCAUGAAACAGAUACAGAAGGAAAAAGAAGCAGCAGCUGAAGAGCUUAUGCGUCAAAAAUCCGAGUACGAACGACGAAACGACGAACUUCAAAGAAAACUUGACGAACUAAAUCAAAAGAAAGAAGACGCGGAAAAGUCCAACCAAUCAAAGGAAGACGUGAUAUCUGAACUGCAGGCACACAGACAGAUGUUGGAGCAAGAAAUUCUGGGUAAUCGAAAGAAACUUCAAAUGGAAGCCCUCGCGGCUAAACAGGCCCUCGAAGAAACAAAACUUAAUCAAAUACGAAUCAUGUCUGAACUCGAGAAAGAAAAGAAAAAGAUGCAGGAAGAUGUGUUGAAGCUAAAAGAAGCGAAGGUAUCAAACAUAUUUGGUUUAUAUAAGCCUUGA